Molecule: messenger RNA, 2402 nt
Organism: Dicentrarchus labrax (European seabass)
Lineage: Eukaryota; Metazoa; Chordata; Actinopteri; Moronidae
Gene: hdac10
Product: histone deacetylase 10
Exons: 20
Coding region: 244-2262 (672 amino acids)
Biological process (GO): chromatin organization
Cellular component (GO): histone deacetylase complex
Molecular function (GO): histone deacetylase activity
Source: RefSeq, a predicted model, not a curated record
CUCCAUAAAAACUCACAAUAGAAGAUUUGUUUGAGUUGCUCUUUACCCGCACCGUUGUCCACGCUUUACUCAGGACAUGAAGGGAACUUCUCGGUAUUUGUUGACACUGUGCACUUGGUGAAACUUUGACUGUAGCAGCUUCCUUGUCGCUUCGUGCAGUUUGUGUUAGAAACAGUCUGUGACAACCUGAACUUGAAUACCUAUGUGUGUCAGUCCACGCAGCCGGACUGAGAAGGAAUAAAGAUGGGGACAGCAUUGAUUUAUGAUGAGGAGAUGACCAGAUACAAACUGCUCUGGGUUGACCCUGCAUGUAAGAUCGAGGUGCCUGAGCGUCUGACAGUCAGUCACGAAGCUCUGAUCAAGAACGGUCUGGCUGAUCGCUGUGUCUCCGUACCGGUCCGUGAGGCGACGGAUGCAGACAUUCUGCUGGUUCACAGUGAGGAGUACUUGGAGGCAGUGAAGAAGACCCCGUAUAUGACUCUGGAAGACCUGAAGGAGUUCACCCUGCAAUAUGGCGACGUCUACUUCCACCCAAACAUCUAUCACUGUGCCAAGCUGGCUGCAGGGGCCGCACUGCAACUAGUGGACAGUGUUAUGACGGGGAAGGUGAGGAAUGGCAUGGCUCUGGUCAGACCUCCAGGACACCACAGUAUGAGCAGUGCUGCCAAUGGAUUCUGUGUGUUCAAUAAUGUGGCCAUAGCAGCUCAAUAUGCAAAGCAAAAAUAUGGGCUUAAAAGGGUUUUGAUAGUUGACUGGGAUGUACAUCAUGGUCAAGGGGUGCAGUACUGUUUUGAAGAUGAUCCAAGUGUGCUCUACUUCUCGUGGCACCGCUAUGAGCAUCAGAAAUUCUGGCCUCAACUUAGAGAAUCGGACUAUGACAGUGUUGGCAAAGAGAAAGGGGCGGGAUUUAAUAUAAAUGUACCGUGGAACAAAGUGGGAAUGAAGAACAGCGACUAUCUUUCAGUCUUCUGUCACGUCCUCCUGCCAGUUGCAUAUGAGUUUUGCCCAGACUUGGUCCUGGUGUGUGCAGGCUUUGACUCAGCCAUCGGUGACCCAGAGGGUGAAAUGUGUGCCAGCCCCGACAUCUUUGCCCACCUCACUCACCUCCUGAUGAACCUUGCGGGAGGGAAACUGUGUGCUGUGCUCGAGGGAGGAUACAACUUGACUUCCCUCCCCCAGUCUGUGUGUCAAACAGUUCAAACUCUUCUUGGAGAUCCUGCGCCUCGACCUGCAAACCUUGAUGGUCCCUGUGAAAGUGCACUCGAGUCCCUUCACUGUGUCCGAUCAGCUCAUAGGCAGUACUGGUCCUGCCUUAAACACGCAGCUAAGCUACCUACCUUUGAGAUCAGCACAAAGCGCGUUAAAUUAGCAGAAGAAGAAGAAAGGUUGGAGAAAGGAGAUGAGGAGAAAAGCCAAGAGGAACAGGUGUGGCCAGAGCCUCCGAAACGUGUCACUCCUCCAAUCCGCGCUGCUUUAGUGCUCCCUAAUGGCGUGGCUUGCCCUGACGGAUGUGAAAGCUUCGGCGCGUCAGAGGAUGCCGACCCAGUCAUAGUCAACAAACUCAGGGAGAAUUUCGUCAAAGAUGCAGAUGACUGCCAUGCUCUCACAACCCUCUCCAGUCUUAUUUCCCUCGUAGAGAAAAUGGAGAAGAAUGAGAUCUGCAGCGGCUUGGCUCUGGUCUGUGACGUCUCCAUGGCGAUGAUGUGUGUUGUCCAGCAUGCUGCAACUGCUCUCAGCAAACGGCUUUUGGUUGUGUGUGUUGGAGACACUGCGGUCCCAAGUGACGACACAGAGAAUGGGAAAACAGUCCUGGUGCAGUUCAGCAGCAAGGAGUCGGAGGAACAGAAAUGCAAAUAUUACAUUCCUGUGUGUCUGAAGAAGGGCUGCAGUGACGCGUCAGGGUUCCUACAGGCUGUGCUGGGCCUCCUUCUGCCCCUGGGAUACGAGUAUGACCCCAGCCUGGUUCUGUUGGUUCGGAUGCCGGAUAGUGGGGUGUGUGACAGCGUGUGGCAACAACUAACGGGCCUGCUGCAGGGCCUCGCACAGGGACACACUCUGGUACUCAUGCAGGAAGGUGAGAAGGAACGUGUUGCCCCCACUGCUUCUGCUCUCCUCGGAGACGCUGCUCCCUCUCUGGGGCAGCUUCAUUCUCCUCUACCAGAGGAUGUGGAGGUGCUGGAGAGGCUGAGACACAGACUGCAGGGGGACUGGAAGCUGCUGCAGACUACAGCACCAGAAACUGGAAGAGGUGAUGAGCACUGAAGCUGAUCCUGCUACUUUUUUGUUAAGAAAGUUGAAACACGUCAAUCAAAUGUCUUGAAAACAUUUUUUACUUUGUUGGCCAAAUGGAGCUUUUAUCAAACAUUGUGCCCUAAAAUAAACUGUAUUUUAAUCAAUUAAAA